Molecule: messenger RNA, 1281 nt
Organism: Prunus armeniaca (apricot)
Lineage: Eukaryota; Viridiplantae; Streptophyta; Magnoliopsida; Rosales; Rosaceae
Source: the annotation of a GenBank genome assembly
AUGGAGGAGCCUCUGCUUUCUGAGCAAAGAAGUGAAUUGGGAGAGAAGGGGAGUGAGAAGUGGAGCUCGUACCAGUACGUGGGAAGAGCUGGCUCUGUGAUUCCGACGGCUUCGUUGGCCGGAACUGAAGUCAGCGUUGAAGAGAUAAGGUCAGCGGCUGCUGAUUCUGAUCACUACCCACCUUCUAUCCAUGCCGCUUUGGUUAGUUCGCCGGAGCCUGAUCCUACUGAGCAAGCUGUCGCAUAUCAAGGUGGAUAUGGAGGAGGUUUUGGUGGCACCACAAAUGAACUCCAUAGGCAAAUACUGGAUGAAGUAGAGAUACGAGAGUUGCUCAUUGAUCAUGUUGGCCAUAGAUGCUGUUGGGGAAGUCGUCCUGCACGGACCUGGAAAAUUCAAAAAGUGGAAGAUUGCAACGUUUAUGUGGGAACGCUAGAUACUUUCAUUGAAGAAAGGGAAACCAUCAGAGAAACAGAGCCGAACCUUGGUGGCAAAAUUGAUGGAAAGGAUAAGGGACCAGAACUUGGAAUCUGGGAAUUGGAUUUAAAGUCUCAGUUUCCUGUUUUGUUUAUACCUUAUAAAGAAUCUCGGGAGAUAAUUCCUCAUUCUGAGUCCAUUGAAAAAUGCUCAGGUUGUGCAGGACGAGGAGAUUCUGUGUGUCCUACAUGCAAUGCAAAUCAAGAACCUGGAUUUUACAAAGAAAAUCUGAUGACUCAGUGUUCUGCUUGUCAUGGAAGGGGUUUAAUUGCUCAUAAAGAUGGAUCUGACUCCAUAUGUGGGAGUUGCAAUGGUAAGGGAAAGAUCCCCUGCGCAACUUGUGGAUCUCGCGGUCUAAUUAAAUGUUUGACAUGCCAAGGGAGUGGUUCUCUUUUGACACGCAAUGUUGGCCUUGUUAGAUGGAAGACACUUUCAACUAGAAAGGUGAGUGCAACAAGCGGAGCAGCAUCUGUUCCAGAUGAGGUUUUCCACAGAGCCAAAGGAGUCCAGCUGUGCAACACCCAGGCAUAUCAAUGCACUCCAGCCUUUUUUGCCGACUCUUUCUUUCUUAAUCAGUUCUCUUCCGAAGUCAUUGCAGACAGAGCUCCUGUACCUCUCACUGCAAGGGUGAUAAGUGAGAGGCACACCAUCUCCGUUGUGCCGGUGACGCGUGUCACCAUGGCUCAUCGUAGCCGGUUGUUCAGCUUCUACAUCAUUGGGUUUAGCAGGGAGGUGUACUUAAAGGACUACUAUCCCGCCAGGUUUUGCUGGGGCUUUUGCCCUUGCCUAGAGUGGUUGAAGUUGUAA